UCGUCUAAAAGGAGCUGGGCCUGGGCUUUGGUACUUACAAUGCGGCAGAGAUCAGCUGCAAUUGGAGCGACAAUCGAAUCGCAUGGAGCUUUCAAUGCGGAACUGUUGACAGCCAUUUGGCAAUCGCAAUCUCCGCAGACAGUCGGUUGCUUGUUGGUCUGAAAAACCUCGAUAUGGCUUAUGUGUCAGGGCACGAUGCACGAGAUGGGAGCUGCGGAUUGUUGGCCGGUUAAUAUUUGUUAUUGCUUUCUACGUAACACGCCGAGAUAUGCGCGACAAGAUGCGUGCGAGCAAUCAGCAUUUGGCCAUGUUUCGCUAGCUGGCGUGGGCAAUAGCAAAAUAAAUGCAACAACAACGGGCCGUGGCUGGAGCGGAACCAGCGGCUAACCGGCAGCGGCUGCCGACCGGGCCAAAUGUCACGUACCAUAGGGCAAGCGUCCGAUGGCAGCAUAUUUAAAGAAAUCUCUGACCGAACUAAGGCAGCAGAAGACAUCAGACGGUCGCACAACGAGCCACUCGAGUUCGAACUGCCAACUGGGACUGGAAACGAUGAACAGACACAGCUUCAUUUGGGCGCUAGCCGCCUGCUUAAUUGCAUGCGCCAGCGCUAACGGCUACGGCGGACAACAGGGCUACAGCUCUGGCGGCCAGGAGGCCUACGGCUCUGGCGGACAGCAGAGCUACAGCUCCAGCUCUGAUGGUGGCGAUGCGGCAGCCGCUGCAUCCGCUGGCGGUGCUGGUGAAUUCGGCCAUGCUGGUGGUUUGGGCGAAGGCGCCGCUGCUGGCUCUUUGGCCGGUGGUGCUGAUGCCUCGGGCGUUGCCCAGGCCGGCCAGAGCAGCUAUGGCUCUGACCAGAACAUUCCCUACAAGCCGGUGAACACCAAGGGCAACACCCUGACCUCUUCGAUCACAUACCCACAGAACAAGGGCGAAAUUCUGAUCCAUCGUCCGGCCCCCAUCAUUGUGCGUCGCCCGCCCACCAAGGUGCUGGUCAACCAUCCUCCAUUGGUUGUCAAGCCCGCCCCAGUUGUGCUGCACAAGCCCCCAGCAAUCGUGCUCCGCAAGGUCUACGUCAAGCACCACCCACGUCGCGUCAAGGUUGAGCCUGUCUUCGUCAAUGUGGUGAAGCCCCCAGCAGAGAAGUACUUCGUCAAUGAGAACAAGCAGGGUUACGGUCAGGGCUCCCACGGCGCUGGACAGGGUCAUGGACACCACAUUCUGAACAGGCCCGGUCCCAUUGUGUCUGGUCCUCAACAGCAUGGCCCCGGUGGCCAGGCUCUGCCCGCCUACGCCUCUGGCGCCGACAAUGCCGCUGCCAGCGCUGGCUACCAGCUGCUCCAGGGCGGCAACCAUGGUCUCUCCGCUCUGGCCAACAUUGCCGGCGAGCGUGAAGGUAACUAUGGUAGCCAGAGCUAUGGUGGUCACGGCCAAUCCGGCCCCAGCUACUCAGCUCCGUCGUACUAAGCGCAACGCUUACGACGCUAGCGCAUCCAGCUGCCAGCUACCAGCCUACCUCUGGC
Messenger RNA from Drosophila novamexicana, 1520 nucleotides. RefSeq names its product chorion protein S38 (gene Cp38). The transcript has 2 exons. The coding region runs from base 442 to 1464 and encodes 340 amino acids. Lineage: Eukaryota; Metazoa; Arthropoda; Insecta; Diptera; Drosophilidae. The record is from RefSeq and is a predicted model, not a curated record.